AUGGAUGAUUUCGAGACUCGGGCAUUCGGUGGCCGCCCAAUGCUCCGUCCGCACAAUAUGGUUUCCUCCUGGCAGAACGUCGUCGAGAUCCGUCUCAAAUACGGGCUUCUGCAAAGUACCACUAUCGCCUCAGAUAUCAGUCGAACAUGGUCUUCGUCGACCAUGGGGCGCCGACCAACGUUGGGUCUGGGUGGCCUGAAGAGGCUUAACGCGGUAGCCCGGUUGAGCUUGGCUGUGCGCCACCAAGCCCGUCCGUCCCCGCUGCUCAAGACGGCCGACUUUCAGGUGAGCAUUGCACCGACUAGACGUAUCUCGUCCAUACCCAACCACUUAUCUGGCAGCAGCACGAUAUGGACAGUGGACCAGGUUACUGACUGA
Messenger RNA from Colletotrichum tamarilloi, 378 nucleotides. RefSeq lists its product as uncharacterized. The transcript is spliced from 2 exons. The record is from RefSeq and is a predicted model, not a curated record. Lineage: Eukaryota; Fungi; Ascomycota; Sordariomycetes; Glomerellales; Glomerellaceae. The coding region runs from base 1 to 378 and encodes 125 amino acids.